UUUGUAAUUUUCAUCUAUCUAUUCAUCCAUCCAUUUACUUAUGUCUUUAUUUAGUGCUUUAGACCCAUCCUUUUCUGAAUAUUUUAAAGGCAUAACAUAAUAUAAAUAGGAUUACAAAGGAGACCAGUUACAUUGAAAUAUUUUUCCAAAAAACAAGUUUAUAGACCCAAGGUUCAGAACUUCCCGAUAGGUAAAUUAGGCUAGUCUCCCUGCCCCUUCCCCCCCUCCCCAGUGUCAGACUACUAGAGUUUCCAGACCACAGCAAGCUAUUGCCACUGCCUCUCAGUUUGGAGAAGGAGAGGGAAAUGCAGAGGGUCUCACUAAGCCUAAUGGUUAUGGGAUAAGCAUCCAAGCAGCCUUGUGUCCAAUUCUGACGUAAUCUUGAAACACAGUUCUGUUCCAUACUUCUUGAUCUUCAGGCCUCUCUCCAAUCCCCAAACCCUCCCUCCCAGACUUGUACUUCUCAAGAGGCAGGGUCUGAAGCUCUGCCAGACUUAGCAGUAGAGAAUACUCCCCUGGGACUUGGGAAAGCUGCUUUGAGGAGCUCAGCCAGACUAAGUGGCUUUUCUCUGAGAGCCUAGGGAUGAAGCUCCCUGAACAAAGUUGCCUCCACUCAUUCAUUGUCCUGAAACCAAAGGUUUCUGAAUAUCAGGUAAGUGCCUCUGAGAAUCCCCAAGACCUUUUUCCCAAGUUUUUUCCCCUACCUGACCACUCCUAGUUCCUGGAGUCCAUCCUCAAAAUAGUAUAUAUCUAAUCUGGACAUGAGUUAUUUGGAUUUUGUCGCUUUUACAUUGUGAAUUCCCUUUAGUCAGGAACUGUUUGCCUUUCUUUGACUCACUGGUAGUUAAUACAAUGUAUUAAAUGUACAUACUAAGCAUUUAAUAAAUGCUUCUUCAUGUGAAUACCAUAAUGGUUCAAGGAGUGCCUAAAAGUAGCAUGCUCUGGGCAUACAUCCAGGCACUCCCCCUCAGCUCCUCUUUGGAACCAUAGUUCCACCCCUGGAUCCCACUACUCCAUCAGACCAAGAACCACUUUGUGGGCUUUAGAACAGGUACCCAAUGAUAGGUCAAAAAGAUGAGGAACCUCCUUUGUUCUCUUAUAAAGGGUGUUCUGGAAAGUAAUCAGAGGACCAGUUACUUAAGGAUGAAGGAGACAGGUGUGGUAGGGACCUCGCGGGUAGAUAAGAUGCCUUCGCCAAAAGCCCUGCCCUGUCAGAAGCCCAGAAUCUUGAGCCCAGCCUGGCGCCUUGCAGAAUCCCCAAACCGCCAACGCCGUCACACGCUCCCAGCCAGUGAAUUCCGAUGUCUUUCACCAGAAGAUGCCAUCGGGGUGUUUGAGAUUGAGCGAGAAGCCUUCAUCUCUGUCUCUGGCAACUGUCCCCUAUACAUAGAUGAGAUCCGACACUUCCUGACCCUGUGCCCAGAGAUGUCCCUGGGCUGGUUUGAGGAAGGUCGGCUUGUAGCCUUCAUCAUUGGUUCCCUCUGGGACCAGGACAGACUGACUCAGGAGUCCUUGACAUUACAUCGGCCUGGGGGCCACACGGCCCACAUUCAUGUGCUUGCAGUACACCGUACUUUCCGCCAGCAAGGGAAAGGCUCCAUCUUGUUGUGGCGCUACCUGCAAUAUCUGUGCUAUCAGUCAUCCGUUCGCCGGGUUGUGCUUAUGUGUGAGGACUUCCUGGUGCCCUUCUAUCAGAAGUGUGGCUUUCAGACAGUCGGUCCGUGUGCGGUCAGUGUAGGAACCCUAUCCUUCACUGAACUCCAGUGCCCAGUGCAAGGUCGCACCUUCUUUCGAAGGAACAGUGGUUGCUAAGUUUUUUCUCCCUUCCCUCCAAUAGCUUCCCCUUCCUUCUGAAGCCUAGAGUCUUUCUGAAUCCUGGUAGGAGUAUACAAAACCCUUUAGUGACUGAGAAGUAAUCUGAUGGGUCACUGCUGCCAUGACCAUGGCUAGGAUUUUAAUAACAGCAAGGCUCAGUCACACGGGUCCCCAUUUCCUAUUCUUCCCUUCUCCCUCUGUCCCUUCCUCUUCAAGUCCCAUCCCAAUUUGGCUGAAAUGUUAAAAGAGACACUAAAAGAAUUCUCAGUUGUCUAGGUAGGGCUUAGAUUUAACAGAGAUGGGACCCUCUCUUCCCCCAAGACAGCGCAGCCCAGGUCCAAAUGAAAGGCCAAUGGGAAUGGUAGCAUAGAAGAGAUAGAUGGGAAGUCCUCUCCAGUAUUUGAAACUCUAUAUUCAAACAGAAUUUUCAUUUAGAAAAUGAGAGUAUUCUGUGUGGGUGUUUCUUCUUCAACCCAGGGCGCAAUCCUCUACCCCUGAGGAUUCCCUCCUUUCUUCUCUGACAGUAGAGACAAUAGCUCUGUUAAAGAAUGUUUUUCUUGGGGCAGCUGGAUGGUACAGUGGAGACAGCCUCCUGAAGUCAGGAGGACCUGAGUUCAAAUCUGAUCUCAGACACUUAAUACUUAGAUAUGUGACACCCUGGGCAAGUCACAGCCUUAUACUCCAAUUGCCUCACCAAAAAGAAAAAGCAAUAGCAUGGGGGAUGGACAGUUGGCCCCCUUAUAUCACCCACUCCUGGAAAUGGAAGAUGUUGGCCCAGCUCAGGCAGCUUUCUGGUCAGGAAGGGAUAACUUUCUUAUGGGCCAGGGCCACUUCUAUAUUCUCCUGCAUCUGUGGGAGUAAGGGCGUGGGAAAAGAACAUUUCUCUUACCUGGAACAGAGCUGGAAGGACGAAUUUAAAAGGACUUCUUUUCUCAUAACUUUCUCUCUUACAAGAUUCCUCACUUGAACUCUACCAUUUUCCCCAAACACAAAACUUUCCAGGUCCUCUUUCUCCCCAAGAACUGCCUCAAUUCCAAAUUCUUCAACCUCUCAAUUUCACUUCUUGACAACAAAUGGCUAAAGCAAUGGCUCUCCAUCCCCAUCCACAUCUACUGUGUUGUAAAGUAAAGCAGUUAAGAAACCCCAUCACUCCCACCCAUGGUUUCAU
This is a messenger RNA of Antechinus flavipes (yellow-footed antechinus), 2983 nucleotides long. RefSeq names its product aralkylamine N-acetyltransferase (gene AANAT). The record is from RefSeq and is a predicted model, not a curated record. Gene Ontology annotation, biological process: melatonin biosynthetic process; circadian rhythm; response to light stimulus. Bases 1075 to 1812 code for a protein of 245 amino acids. Gene Ontology annotation, molecular function: aralkylamine N-acetyltransferase activity. Gene Ontology annotation, cellular component: cytoplasm. NCBI's taxonomy places the organism in Eukaryota, Metazoa, Chordata, Mammalia, Dasyuromorphia, Dasyuridae. The transcript is spliced from 3 exons.